Messenger RNA from Naegleria gruberi, 1197 nucleotides. RefSeq lists its product as uncharacterized. The transcript has 3 exons. The record is from RefSeq and is a predicted model, not a curated record. Gene Ontology annotation, molecular function: protein binding. The coding region runs from base 1 to 1197 and encodes 398 amino acids. NCBI's taxonomy places the organism in Eukaryota, Heterolobosea, Eutetramitea, Acrasida, Naegleriidae. Gene Ontology annotation, cellular component: spindle pole. Gene Ontology annotation, biological process: mitotic cell cycle; establishment of meiotic spindle localization; spindle organization.
AUGUCUGUAGGAACAAAUAGACCUAAAAUCUUCUUAGAACUCUCUCCCGAUAUUGUGAUGGAGAGUUUCUUUCAAGCCAGAAGGGAGGCGGAAUCAAAUAGAGAUAAGGAAAACAAGGCUGCGCUCUCAAUUCAAAAAACAUACAGAAGAUGGAUUGUAAGAAGUGCAUUCCUUAAAUUCAGACAUAAAGUAAUUACAAUUCAGAGAGUAUUUAGAGGACAUCUUUAUGGAAGGAAAUUGAAAAGACUUCUGCAAGAGGAACGAGAAAAACAGGAGCGAAUUCAACUCUAUCACUAUUGUGCAGCUCAAAUUCAAAGGAUAUUCAGAGGAUUUUGGGUGAGAAAAUAUGUACAUAAUUAUUAUAAGAGAAAGGAGUAUUUGGCCUUUGUUGAACAUCAAAGUUCUCUCACAAACGAAUAUGUACAACAAUACAAGCAACAAAGAACUGAGGAAAUGCAAGAUGAAAAGGAAAAGAAAGACUACGAAAAAUUUCAAGAAUAUUCAAAGUCCCUUCAUCACCUUGUCAGUACAAAGGCCAUUCCUGGUGUUUACAAACCAAAUCAUAGAUAUAUUUCCGAGGAUACUGUAUAUGGAAUUCCAGUAGAAGACCAAUUGAGAUACGUUGCAAAAACUGAAUAUAUUAACAGUCUUCAAAAUAAGAAGGUUGUUCCUGUAAAUUCAACUCUGAUGAGAUCCAACAAUUCGGAACUGAAAACACAUCCAUCCCUUGCCUACCUGUAUCCAGAUCAAAUUAAAGGAAAUCUUCAAGAAAGGGAUAAACCUCUACCACCGAUUAAUGAUAAGGACAAAAUGAGAUAUAAGGAUAAAAGACAUGGCCCUUUCAAACCACCAGAAGAGGUUGUAUCAAUCAAAGAAAAGACUUAUGAAAGAUCAAUUCAAAACUCUUGUAAAUACGAUACAGAUAAGGAAGUCAUUAGGUUUGAGAAUAUGAUUGAAAAAGAUACAAGAAUCUCCAAAAAGAAUUAUGUACCAUGUAAGAAAAAGAAGGAUGUUAUUCCUGUAGAGACUAUUCUUGCCUCUGAGAAGUUUAUUGAUCCAGUUAGAUCCAUCACAAGAAAAGAUGCAAAGGAAAAACAAUUAAGUUACCCUUUCAAACCUACCGAAUCAAGGUCGGGUGUUUUUGAUAAUUCUACUAUUCCGUUUGUAUCCAGCAAAACGCUGAAUAUUCAAAAGUAG